Molecule: messenger RNA, 3338 nt
Organism: Vigna radiata var. radiata (mung bean)
Lineage: Eukaryota; Viridiplantae; Streptophyta; Magnoliopsida; Fabales; Fabaceae
Product: putative disease resistance protein At3g14460
Exons: 2
Biological process (GO): defense response to other organism
Molecular function (GO): ADP binding
Source: RefSeq, a predicted model, not a curated record
CAAUACUUUGUAUUGUGGGUAUGGGUGGGAUGGGUAAGACCACACUUACUCAACAUGUAUACAAUGAUCCAAAGACAGACGAAGCUAAAUUUGAUGAAAAGGCUUGGGUUUGCGUUUCUGAUGCAUUUGAUGCCUUGAGAGUAUCCAAAGCAAUUAUUGGAGCUUUCACUAACUCAAGAGAUGACAGUGGCGACCUAGAAAUGAUUCAUGGAAAAUUGAAAAAAAGGUUGUCCGGAAGGAAGUUUCUUCUGGUUCUGGAUGAUGUUUGGAACGAAGACCGAAAUCAAUGGAAAGCAUUACAAACUCCUCUUACNUUUGGAGCUAAAGGAAGUAAAAUUAUAGUCACAACACGCAGUCACAAAGUUGCUUCUAUCAUGCAGUCAACCUACAUACACCAACUAAAGCAAUUAGAUGAAGAUCACAGCUGGCAAACUUUUGCUAAACACGCAUUCCAAGAUGAAAAGUUGAAGUCUGAGUUAAAGGAGAUUGGUACGAAGAUAGUUAAAAAGUGCCAAGGAUUGCCUCUUGCCCUUGAAACAAUAGGAUGUCUUUUACAGUCAAAGUCAUCUGUUUCAGAAUGGGAAGGUGUAUUGAAAAGCGAGAUAUGGGACUUACCAAUAGAAGAUAGUAAAAUCGUCCCUACUUUGUUGUUGAGCUAUUACCAUCUUCCUUCUCAUCUCAAGAGAUGUUUCGCUUAUUGUGCAUUAUUCCCCAAAGACCAUAGGUUUGACAAGGAGAGCUUAAUUUUGUUAUGGAUGGCUCAAAAUUUUGUACAUUGCUCUCAACAAAGCAAGCCUCCNGAAGAAGUAGGUGAAAACUACUUCAAUGAUCUNGUAUCAAGGUCAUUCUUUAAACAAAUAACUUGGUACAACGAAACAUAUUUUGUUAUGCACGACCUUCUCAAUGAUUUAGCAAAAUAUGUUUCAGGUGAAAUCUGCUACAGGUUAGGUGUUGAUGGUGAAAAAAUAGUAUCAAGGAAAACCCGUCACAUAUACGUAAGCUGUCCAAUUCAAUAUUAUACGACUUUAUGUGAUGCUAAAGGGUUACGGACAUUUAUAGCAAUUCAGAAGCGUUGUAAGAUGCCAAUAGAAGAGUUAAUCUCCAACUUUAAGUUUUUACGGGUCUUAUCAAUGCGUUGGUGUAUUAAGGUGCCUGGCACUAUAGGCAAUCUUAUACAUCUCCGUUCGUUAGACCUUUUGGGUACCGACAUAGAGAGACUUCCUGACUCAAUCUGUUCACUCUAUAACUUGCAAGAAUUGAAACUAAACAAUUGUGUCAAAUUGAAGGAGUUGCCUUUGACUUUGCAUGGGCUCACCAAUUUGCGCCGCCUUGAACUUAUCGGAACUACUUUAACAAUGGUUCCACACCGUUUAGGAAAGUUGAAGAAUCUUCAGGUGUGGAUGGACAAUUUUGAGGUUGGCAAAAGUAGUGAGUUCAGUAUUCAACAAUUAGGAGAACUUGAUCUUCAUGCAGAGUAGUUCUCAAUUAAAAAUCUUGAAAAUAUCUCAAAUCCCUAUGAGAUGAAUUUGAAGAAUAAAACACGUAUUAUGAGCUUGAGAUUACAAUGGAAUUUAGAGCGGAACGAUGACGAUUCAAUAAAAGAAAGAGAAGUACUUGAGAAUCUGCAACCUUCCAGACAUUUGAAGCACUUGUCAAUAGAUGGCUAUGGUGGCACACAAUUUCCCCGUUGGUUAUCCAAUAAUUCUUUAUCGAAUUUGGUGUCCUUAACCUUGAAAAAUUGUAAAUAUUGCUUAUGGUUGCCUUCCCUUGGACUUUUGACAUUUCUGGAGGAGUUGAGAAUUGAUGGCCUUGAUUGGAUAGGAAGGAUAUAUGCUGAUUUCUACGGGAAUAGCUCUUCUGCAUUUGCAUCGUUGAAAACGUUGAGCUUUAAAGAUAUGAAGGAAUGGGAAGAAUGGCAGUUCAUGACCGGUGCUUUUCCAAGUCUUCAAAGUCUUUUUCUGACGAAUUGUCCCAAGCUAAAAGAAUUGCCAAACAUACUUUGUCAUUUAAAGAGACUAUUUAUAAAUAACUGCCGCCAACUUGGGGCUCCGAUUCCUGUGGCCGGAGAGAUUCCCAGGCAGGUUAUUUAUUUUGGUCCAGGCAUCAGUAUUCCCAUUAGCCAUUGGUACCAUUCCCUUGUUGAAUUGGAUAUCGGACAUGGUUGUGACUCUCUCACUACCUUUCCUCUAGAUUUGUUCCCAAAACUCGGCGAGCUUUCUUUAAUACACUGUUACAAUCUACGGAUAAUAUCGCAGGAGCACCCUCAUAAUCAUUUGAAGUAUUUGAUGAUUCGACAUUGCCCUGAAUUUGAAUCAUUUCCCAAUGAAGGAUUAUUUGUACCUCAGCUAGNGNCAUUNNNUAUUANNGGAUUNGAGAAAUUGAAGUCAAUGCCUAAAUGCAUGUCUGCCCUUCUUCCAUCUCUUAAUUGUCUGUACAUACGCAAUUGUCCAGCGCUGGAGUUGUCCGAAGAAUGUUUGCCAUCAAAUGUAAAACUCUUGUAUCUCGUGAAUUGCUCCAAACUUGUGGCCUCCCUAAAGGGCGCUUGGGGAAUCAACCCUUCCUUAAAAGACUUACAUAUUAGCAAAGUGGAUUUGGAGUGUUUUCCGGGUAAAGGUUUGCUCCCACUUUCUCUUGUUAAACUAGAGAUAGAUAAUUAUCCAAAUCUUAAGAAACUGGACUACAGGGGUCUCUGUCACCUCUCCUCUCUUCAGAUAUUGACUCUUUAUAACUGUCCUAGACUCCAAUGCUUGCCAGAGGAGGGUCUGCCCAAAUCCAUUUCAACACUCGAAAUUGAAGAUUGUCCGUUACUCAAACAGCGGUGCAAGAAAGAAGGUAAAGACUGGGAAAAGAUUGCUCACAUUAAAUCCAUAUGCGUUGAUUAACAAGAAGUAAAGAUAUAAGUGGAAAGACAAAGUGUACGAAUGCAGCAGUUCUCAUAUGCUUACAUUUGUCGUCUGGUUCGUCAGAUUCUCCUCACUAUCUUUGAAGCAUUUCAAAUACAGUCUUAUUUACUGCAAAUAUUUUAAUAUCAAAUUUUUUUCUUUUUAAGGUCGUAUUAUCGUUAUUCUCUUUUGAAGUUGGUUAGCAAUGUUUAUACUUAAGAAACAGAGUUAUGGUUAAAAAACAGUCCAGGAUACCUUUUGAAAUGAGGAAGGAGUUCUUCUUCAAAGUUCAAGCGAUCAGCGUUGUCAAGUAUCUGCUUACUAAGAAUGUCAAAUUUCAUGAAAACUUAGACUUAGGUCCAAAAAUGGAUUUUAUAUCCCAAACACACUUUAUAUAGUUUGGCGUGUGCAUAACUUCUUUUAUGCCUAUUUUUCUUUUUGCUUAUAUUUAAUUUA